GCAGCUUCUUCCGCCAGGAGUCCCUAGCAGCUCGGACUCGGAAACUGGCCCUAAGGCGGCCUGCUCCUUCUCCCCCCCAGCCUGCCCACCGUGGCCGGGGCCCCAAGGGGCGGCGGCGGCUGCCGGGCCUGUCGCGGGGCGUUCUCUCUGGCCGAGCCCUGGGCCUAGGGGGAGCGGGGCGUGCGGAGAAACGCCCCGGCCUGGCCCAGCCCCAGCCCGGCUUCCCGCGGCCAGUGACCGUGGCCGCAGGCCUCGCCGCGCCCACUCCAGCCUGGGGCGGGGCCCGGCCUCCCCGCCCCUCGGGCCUGCCCAGCGCCGGGUCACUCUCCUCCUCAGCCCUGCGGCGCUGUAGCCGCCUCCCUCCUCCGGGACCCGGCCGUCCCGUGGCUUCGGCUGCUGGGGAACAUGGAGUUUGCGGAGCUGAUUAGGACCCCGCGGGUGGACAAUGUGGUGCUGCACCGGCCUUUCUACCCGGCCGUCGAGGGGACCUUGUGUCUGACUGGCCACCACCUGAUCCUGUCCUCCCGGCAGGACAACACGGAGGAGCUGUGGCUCCUCCAUUCAAACAUCGACGCCAUCGACAAGCGAUUUGUGGGACCACUGGGUACCAUCAUCAUAAAAUGUAAAGAUUUUCGAAUUAUUCAGCUGGAUAUCCCUGGAAUGGAGGAAUGUUUGAAUAUAGCCAGUUCCAUUGAGGCGUUGUCCACUCUGGACUCCAUCACUCUGAUGUACCCUUUCUUUUACCGGCCCAUGUUUGAAGUGAUAGAAGACGGCUGGCAUUCUUUCCUUCCGGAGCAGGAGUUUGAACUCUACUCUUCAGCUACCAGUGAAUGGAGGUUAAGCUAUGUCAAUAAGGAAUUUGCUCUUUGCCCCUCGUACCCGCCAAUUGUCAUAGUGCCCAAAUCCAUUGAUGAUGAAGCUCUUCGGAAAGUAGCUACAUUUCGACAUGGAGGACGCUUCCCAGUACUCAGCUAUUAUCAUAAAAAAAACGGAAUGGUAAUUAUGCGAAGUGGUCAGCCACUCACUGGCACAAAUGGCAGACGGUGCAAAGAAGAUGAGAAGCUGAUAAAUGCUACCCUCAGGGCAGGAAAACGUGGCUACAUCAUUGACACUCGAUCUCUAACUGUAGCUCAGCAAGCUAGAGCCAAAGGAGGCGGCUUUGAACAAGAAGCUCACUAUCCCCAGUGGAGGCGGAUUCAUAAGUCCAUUGAGAGGUAUCACAUUCUUCAGGAGAGCUUAAUCAAACUCGUGGAAGCUUGUAAUGACCAAACACAUAAUAUGGACCGAUGGCUCAGUAAAUUGGAAGCCUCGAACUGGCUGACUCACAUCAAAGAGAUUCUUACAACUGCCUGUCUAGCGGCUCAGUGUAUCGACAGGGAAGGAGCAUCCAUAUUGAUUCAUGGAACAGAAGGAACCGAUUCCACACUUCAGGUCACCUCCCUGGCCCAGAUCAUCUUGGAACCAAGAAGCAGGACCAUCCGUGGUUUUGAGGCCCUGAUAGAAAGAGAGUGGCUGCAGGCUGGUCACCCAUUCCAGCAGCGCUGUGCACAGUCAGCCUAUUGUAAUAGUAAGCAGAAGUGGGAGUCGCCUGUAUUCCUUCUCUUCUUGGACUGUGUGUGGCAGAUACUUCGUCAGUUCCCUUGUUCUUUUGAAUUUAACGAGAAUUUCCUCAUCAUGCUCUUUGAGCACGCUUACGCCUCACAGUUUGGAACAUUUCUGGGCAACAAUGAAAGUGAAAGAUGUAAGUUGAAGCUACAGCAGAAAACGAUGUCUCUGUGGUCCUGGGUCAACCGGCCCAGUGAGCUGAGGAAGUUCACCAGUCCUCUCUUUGAAGCCAACAACCUUGUCAUCUGGCCGUCAGUUGCUCCACAGAGUCUUCACCUAUGGGAAGGUAUUUUCUUACGUUGGAACAGAUCCUCCAAGUAUUUGGAUGAAGCAUAUGAAGAAAUGGUUAACAUCAUUGAAUAUAACAAGGAAUUACAAGCAAAAGUAAAUAUCCUUAGGAGGCAGUUGGCAGAAUUGGAAACUGAGGAUGGGAUGCAGGAGAGUCCCUGAAAGAUUGCCCCCUGACACUCUUCAGAAGGACCUUCCCGGACCUGUAUCCCACCUCUUUCUCCUUUUGCCCUUCAGUUCACUUUUACACAAUAGCCUUGAACGUAAGGCUUUGGAUGUGGGAACCUCUAGUGUAAUGGAUUUCUCAAUACUUUAUGAAAGAAACUUACUGUAAUUAUUCAUGUUUCACGUGGCCUGUUAGGCCUCUUCAUUUUGGGAGCAGGAAGGAGGUGCUAGUCAUUUUAUUUUAUGUGAAACAGAUGACCUGUUUAAUGCCAUUCGUGUUAUACACCAUUUCAUCAUAAGCUUUUCUCUGUGUUCACUUUCCAAACAGUGCUCCACACCAGUCAAGGGUACAUGAUUAAUCUCUUUAGGGAGUAUUUGUUGGUUAAAACACGAUCAGACUUUUAACCAUUCUGAAUAUAGAAAUAUUUUUCAAAACUGAAAUGGUUGGUAAACCAAGAAUUUCCUUUUUAACAUGUCAUUUCCAGUAUCUUUGCCACAUAAAAUAGUCAUUCUCUUUAAAAUAGUCUUGGACUAAUGAAGCUGAAUUCAUUCUCAUUCUGGUUUGUCAAGAAAGGAAAAUCUGAAUAUUUAUUCAAGGUAAAUUAUUUUUACAAGGGCAACAGGUAUAGUCUUCUGAUAUUUACAUUAAGAAGAGGUAAAUUUAUUUUAACAGUAGACACUAAAAGUAUGUGCAAUAUAGAAAUCAAGUAGGAAUUUGUUACUGAUAUGAUAUCGUUACUGUUGAAUUGGUUUUUCAGGUUUUUGACCAUAAAUAUUAAAUGUGUAUCAAAUGCUGGAUAUAACAUUAAACCAUCAUUUACAAUAGAUGUUAAUUUGUUACAUUUAAGCUACAAAUAUGGUUUCCUUAAACCAGAGAUGCACUCCCCUUGUCUGAAGUUCUUAUUGCUCUGGUUUCUGUAAGUAUGUGUGUGUUAUACUGUGUUCUAAGUAUUCUAAGAGUUUACUAAUACUAAGGUUAAAACUUUCAUGGUGGCUUGAGCCUUUUGAAAAUUUAUCUUGACUCUGCUGAUUUGUCUAUUAUAUGUUAGGCAAAUAUAAUUUAAGCAGAGGUGAAAGUUUAUGAACAUGAUGCAGCUAUGUUUUAAACUUCAGAAACAGAUUUGAAGUGGUUCGACGUUAGAGAAACAGUGAUGACUAUAUUUACGCUAUGCUGGUUUAUGCCCACAACUCUGAAAGGUUGCGGUUGAGUGCUUUUCAUGUAUGUUUCUGUUUUGUGGCACUUCUCAUUUUAACAAAUACUAUCAAUUCUAGUUUUCCUUUAAAAGGAUAGUUGAAGAGUAAUCUUUAAUACCAUUCCCCCCCAUCUGUACAUAACCAUUUCAGAGUGAAGCACACCAAAACUGAACCCUGCUUUAGAGCUAUGUAUUGAGCUAAAAAUAUAAUUUUUAAAAAUUGACUCUAGCAAAAUUUAUGACCACAUUAAGAAACCUUGGAAAGUGGCAAAUACUUUCCAUCUCUAGUUGCCUACGCUUUAUCUUUUUUCUGUUUCCUCGACUUGUAGCAGAAGGCUAGACAACAAUCCACAGUCAGCUCGCUUUUGGUCCAUUUGCCUGCCUUCUCCUCUAAGCUUGGUUUUUGCCUGGACUGUGGUUGUGAAUCUCAGGGCGUUAAAGCCCUCACCAGAAGGCUAGUAAGCAAGGAGCAGAGGAGACGUUGUCUUGCUAUAGAUAUCUCUGUGUCAUGUGAAAUAUCUGUAGUAAUUUUUUAAAAGGGGAAAUACCAUAGCUUUUUUAUGGCCUGUCGAAAUUGUUCUGCAUUUGUUCACGCAGUUGACCUUUUUAUUUUCUCCUAUUUUUGUCUCAAGAUUAGAUAGGAAGAAGGAGCUUUUUUCUUCUCAGUUAACAGACCCAUAAGGAAAACCAUCUAGAGAUUUCUUUCGUGGUUCUUUAGAAGUGACUCUCACUGGUGAUGUUGGUUGGCCGUAGGGCUUCCCUGGGUGGGAACUUUGGAGGGUGUUUUCAUAGGUGUGGUCAUGGAGAGACUAUAUGCCAUCAGUUUAUCCCCAUCUUCCUGAUGAACAUUUUCUGUGCGAGCCAGAGUACAAUAGUAGCAUAGUGUUUCAGUUUCUUUUCUUUCUCUUAUUGGGACAGCAGUCUUAAGCUAUUUGGACAAGUUUGCAUUUUAGUAUUAAUUUAUAAUUAGAGAUUGUCCAAACGUCAGUUCUGUUUAUAGAUUGUAAAAACAAACUUUGGUAUCAAUGCACUUUUAAAGGAGUCAUCUAAUGCAAAUAUUAGGGUCUUCCCAAACUCUAAAACUCUGUCAAAAACAAGUGCACUAUCAAUAUAACUUGAAGAGGGUUUUUACUAAUAUUAUUAAGUUACCCAUCCCUUGGAUGAGAAGAAUACAUACAAUGGAUGUACGCAUGAGAAGAUACUUGUUAAACAUUACGUUUGGAGAAUUGCCAUUGACUUUAAAAACUUUAAUGAAGAAAAUUGUGGCAGAAAGUGAGCAAGUAAAUUGCCCCAUAGGUGCCAAUAAUAAUCAAGUGAGAAUAAUCAAGUUCAUGUAUAUUAGGCAUCUUCCAUAUUCAUUUAUGGUGAAGGCUGGUUUACCUUUUGGGAUGCAAAAAGUAGGCCCCACAAAGAAUAUUUUAAAAAUAAAAAGGAUUACUACAGUCCUCUAUCAGCAAUACAAGGAUCCUUAGAUUUAAAUUAAUAAUUUUUUAAGAAUCAGAAGAACACAGUUGGUUGAUUAUAUAAAAAUGCUGUAGCUUUUUGGGUGGUAAUACUUUUUAAUAAUUAAUUGGUCAAAAUUUUUCAUUUUGAUUUCAUUAAAUGGGAAGAAAACAGCAGAAAUUCUAAAAUUUAAUAGGUGUAAAACAACCUGUAAAUGUAUUUUAUUUCUAAGAAAAAUUAGGCCUUUGAAGCAAGAUUUUAAAGCACUUUUCAGGAAAACUUUGAAAGACAACAGACAGUCAUUUCAGAUCCUAUCUGGGGAAUUUAAAAACCUUUCUUUGAACUCUGAAGCCUGAUUUACAGAGGUGAUGUCAUUGCUUUUCAUUUCAAAGGAUGAAGUUUAGUGAGAUUUUAGUCUUUGAUUCAGUCAGAAUUUAUAGUAAAUAAAAAUCAAUAUCAUGGAAAAGAUUUGACCAGUAGUUGUCUCUUGAAGUGAAAAAUAGGAGGAACAUUUUGCUGCAUUUUAAAAAAUCUGCUUAAAGGUGUGACUCUUGUAGGUGAUCUAGUUUCAGGAUUAGCUGUUUGAAUUGUCAGUCUUCACUAGGUCAUCAGGGUCACUUAGUAUCAGACUUUAACCUAAGCAAAAGUUUUGAUAUCUACCCAUCUCCAGUUUUAAUGAAUGAAAACUGCAUGAGGAUAUUAUGAGCACUCUUUAUCAGAAAGUUAUUUCCUGGACAAAAAAAAUGGGCACUUUUUAGAAUAGUUGACCCCUGUUCUGGCAGCUUUGAAAUCUACCGGAGAAUGAAGUCAUUCAGCACGUCUGAUACAGGUUUCUGCUAUACCUCAAGACAACAUAGAUUCCUUAUUGCUUUCUCUUUAACACGGGUCAGAUCUUUUCCCCCUCCAGAGCUGGUAUCUUAAGUGAUUAUCAAAUAGUGUUUUUAUGUAAUUCAGCAUCUUAACAAAAAACAUUAAAAAGACUGAUUUCUCCAUUAAUGUUUAUUCCAGAUGAUAUGAAAUGCUAAUUUUCUUGCAGUAUCAGUUUUCUAAUUUUUGUUUUCUUGAAUAAAACUACUUCUGCCUUCACUCAGUCUGUAUAAUCUAGUGUCCACAGCAUCUUCUUCCUUUAAACCAAUAGUCCAGAGGAGACCCUCUGAAACUCUAGGACUAGGUUUCAGAAAGUCUAGACUUGUUAUCCAAAUUCCCUUCAAGAAACCCAACUUCCUGUUUUUGAGCUACCCUGCAGAAGUGUAGUUUCUGCUUAAUUUACUGAAAGAUAGUGGGGCUCACUGUAGACACUACAUUAUCCUGAAAAAUAAUUCCUGCUAAGAGCUUACUGACUUUUAGACCAUUCUGUUGAACUAUCUGUGGAUACACAGAUUAACUGUAUUUGUGAUUUGUAAUAAAAACAAGUUGUGCAACACUGCCUGUGUCUGUCUGCCCAGGACACUUGCUUCACUUGUAAAAUGCACAUGUCUUUGGAGAGGAUUAUUCUACACAAGUACACCCUGAGUUUCAUCCUUCAGAAUCCUCUUAGAUCAAUUACCAUCUACACUAAAAAUGUUGUACUUGCACAACUUAGUUGUAUAAGAAAAAAAAGAAUAUGUAUUUCUUCAAUAGCUGGGUAUUUGGAUUGUACUCUUGAUAUAUUUGAAUGUGACUCUUGGAUUUAAGUGCACUAUUAUUCAUGUCUUACACAAUAAAAUUGCACUGUAUGGCA
Equus quagga is the source of this 6414-nucleotide messenger RNA. RefSeq names its product myotubularin related protein 9 (gene MTMR9). The record is from RefSeq and is a predicted model, not a curated record. NCBI's taxonomy places the organism in Eukaryota, Metazoa, Chordata, Mammalia, Perissodactyla, Equidae. Gene Ontology annotation, biological process: negative regulation of autophagy. The transcript is spliced from 10 exons. The coding region runs from base 406 to 2055 and encodes 549 amino acids.